AUGGAAGAUAGCCUACCUCAAUCUUGGAAGCCACAUAUCCUCAAACCAGAAGAUUAUGAUGAAUUGAAAGCUUUGAUUUCGAGCAUUCAAGAGGAAAAGAAUGGAACCAUUACACAUCCUUUAGCUGCACGAAUCCAUCUAGAAAGAUUGGUUGAACGGUAUUGGGAACGAAAAGCGCAAGAGCAACAAAGAGAGAAUGAUCAGGAUGAGGUAACACCCGAAGCGCCAGAAGAAGAAGAAGAAGAAGAGGAAAGCUUGGAGGAGCUGCGAUUACGGAUCUUACAGCAUCCCGUCUAUGCAACCGUACCGACGGUCUUUCGAUGGCCUAUUUUGACUUCUCAGCUAGUACGACCGGAAUGGUCCUUAGCAGAUGAAGUUAUGGUAAUCUUAACAAAGCAAUCUGUAAGAGCGUCACGAAGCAGCCACCAUUCAAAUACUGAAGAAGAUACUGCAGAGACUUUGACUGAAGACCAAGAGGAAAGUCAGCCUCCACCAGCAACGCAAUCCGAAACUGUAGAACAUCCGUCCCUUGAUGGAGAAGAGGAUGAGAUCCCACCCUCAUUUGCCUUGCCGAUAAUCAAUCAGUGUCAAACAUCUCUUCAAGCCCUGCUAGAGUCCUUGUCCGAUCGAAUUCCAAUCGGGCGAGGCAAUGGACAAAAGCGUAUGCAAAGGCGUGAUAUUAUAACCUGGCGAGAUGUACUGAAAAGUGUCAAAAGCCUUCUUCCGCCAACUCAAUCACCUGAAGAGGUCGUACAAAGGAUUGAAGAGCGAAUGCAUGCAAUUGCCGGUUCCGCAACGGUCUUCCCGAGCGCUGCUGUUCUGACAAACCUUGGCAGAGAGCAAGGUGCAUUGGCUAAAGUGUUGAGGAAACAGGCUCCUAUACUAACUCAUCAAUCGGAAAAUGCACAUAAACUCUUCCCUCAUAACGAUCAGACAAAGAAACGACGUGCUUUGCAAAACCGAUUGCGUGAGAUGGAUCAAGAUCUUUUUCUCAGUCCGGAUCGCUUCAGACAUUCUCUCUUACAACCUUCACCUUCUGAGCAGAACUUGUACAAACGUCAAAGAUUCUAA
This is a messenger RNA of Meira miltonrushii, 1071 nucleotides long. RefSeq lists its product as uncharacterized. NCBI's taxonomy places the organism in Eukaryota, Fungi, Basidiomycota, Exobasidiomycetes, Exobasidiales, Brachybasidiaceae. Bases 1 to 1071 code for a protein of 356 amino acids. The record is from RefSeq and is a predicted model, not a curated record. The transcript has a single exon.